Messenger RNA from Staurois parvus, 691 nucleotides. The record is from the annotation of a GenBank genome assembly. NCBI's taxonomy places the organism in Eukaryota, Metazoa, Chordata, Amphibia, Anura, Ranidae.
GGGGCCCCAUGAUCCCCUAUUGCCUGGGGGCCCCCAUGAGUUGUCAGUCCGCCCCUGCCUGUGUCUGUUCUGUAGUGCUAUAUACAGAAUCUCGAACACUGACCAACCAAGCUGCUUACAUAUUUUCUAGCCAUUGCUCAAUAUCAAUGCCACCUGUCAGUGUCCAUCAGUGACAGCUCUCAGUGCUCAUCCAUGCCACCUGCCAGUGCCACAUCACAAUCACACAUUUCAAUGCCACAUCAAUGCUACAUAUCAGUGCCCAUCUGAGCUGCCUUUCAGUGUCACCCAUCAGUGCCAGUCAGUGCAACCUAUCAGUGCUGCUAAUCAGUGCCACCUAUCAAUGCCAGCCAGUGCCGCCUAUCAGUGUGCAUCAGUGCCGCAUAUCAGUGGCCAUCAGUGCUGCCUAUCAGUGCCGCCUAACAGUGCCAGUCAGUGCAGCCUAUCAGUGCCAUAUAUGAGUGCUGCCUUUCAGUGCCCAUCAGUGAUGCCUGUCAAUGCCCAUCAGUGCCACCUACCAGUGCCUCCUCAUCAGUGCCCAUCAGUGCCACCUAUCAGUGUCCAUCAGUGCAGCCUAUCAGUGUCCAGCAGUGCAGCCUCAUUAGCGCACAUCAGUGAAGGAGAAAAAUCACUUAUUUACAAAAUUUUUUAACAAAAACUAAGAAAAAAUGUUUUUUUUUUCAAAAUUUUGGUU